AUGGAAGUUUCUCAUAAGGCUUCGGCUCAGUGCCAUGAGACUAGUCCCUGUCGGUCGCAGAAGGUUACAGCAGCAGGGCCAUCCUUCUUCAUGCCAUUCUCUCCAGAUGUCCUAAUCCCAGUAGCAGCUCGUGAGAGCGUGAGGGCUCACUUUAGAGACGUGCUUCAUACCGGUCUGGGCAUGACAGAUUCUUAUAUGAUGGAACGGGUGAUGGUUGCUCUAGACAGAGGCACUUCGCCGUACGUUACUAUGGCAACGUUUGCGAAGGCAAUGUCACUAUACCUUCGCGGGGAUCUGGAGGAGCGCAUAGCCUAUGCAUUUACAUGUUACGAUCUGCUUGGCGAGGGCCAUCUCCGCCGAGAAACUAUGUAUCAAUUGAUGAAAAAGAGCUUGGCCAAGUCAUCAAGAGAUGAUGAUGUUGAGGAAGCUGUAAAGGAACUGGUGGACAUAAUGCUGAAGCGAAUGGACAUGGACUUAGACGGAGUGAUAAAUUAUAAAGAUUUCCAUGAUACGGUAACAAAAACUCCAUCGCUGCUUGAAAGCCUCGGUUACUGCCUCCCAGAGAGACCGGCUGUCUACGCUUUCGUUGCUACAUGGUGUCCAUCGUGGAGAUCCAUG
Messenger RNA from Iphiclides podalirius (scarce swallowtail), 618 nucleotides. NCBI's taxonomy places the organism in Eukaryota, Metazoa, Arthropoda, Insecta, Lepidoptera, Papilionidae. The record is from the annotation of a GenBank genome assembly.